ACCCUAUUAGCAACCUCCUAUCAAAACAUAAAGGCAAAGUUUAAUUCCCAGAACAUCACAUAGUCUAUACUCCCUAUACUCCUCUUCAUACACUCCUGGCUAUACUAAUGCAAGAAACCUAUAGUUACUGUGUAGCUAACUAUAACUCAGCAAACUGAUUCUGUUUUAUUGUCAGAGAAAUAAUUAUGAAUGUGCUAUAUUUUGCUAUUCUACUGUCUGCUUUGACAUCAUGGAGUUAUGCUGUGGAAACUCAAGAUGUGAUUUCGAGGACUACAGGCAAUUCUUUUGUCGUUGCUUUCUCAAGGAAUGGCUUUCCUCUUGCCGAUCUUGAUAUAAAUGAAGAUCUAAAUCUAUCUUUAUUCAUCACGACCACUGAAUCGAGUCCUGUUAGUUUCAGCGUUACUGGAAACGGAUUCAAUUUUGAUGGCAUUGUGUCAUCAAAUGUAUCGACUCAAGUUAGUAUCCCGCGUAGGUUCGAAGUUCUAUUUCCUAACAAUACGGAACAUGGUCUGCUAGUCCAAGCUGAAGGAAAUAAUACAAUCAAUGUUCUUGGAAUUUCUUAUCACGAAGUUACUGCUGAUGCUUACUUGGCCCUUCCUGGUGAGGUAAUGCCAGUAGAUUUGUAUGAGUACUAUGCAAUCUCGUACCCUGUUCAAGUCCUUCAAACAGUCCAACCCCCCAGCUUUAUUCUACUGGUAGCCGCUGAAGAUGACACUUUUGUCAGAACACCUUCGUUGAAUAUAACACUCAACAGACUAGAAACGUAUCAAAUACUCAGUUUAAACGACCUGACAGGAACGAGGAUAAUUAGUUCCAAACCUAUCUCAGUUCUUAGCGGUAAUGAUUGCGCUGUUGUACCUGUUGAUAAUAUUACCGAAACAUGCAACCAUCUAAUCGAGGAAAUACCACCGACCGUAACUUGGGGCACACAAUUUCUUGUUUCGUCGUUUUUAAGCCGUCUAUCUGGUGAUUUUAUUCGUGUUAUGAGUGUCCGUGAAUCAGUAGUGAAUGUCACCUGUGUACCUAGUACUCCUCCUAUAUCCCAGUUUGUAUUAGACGGUGGUGGAAGUUUCGCUGAAUUUGAAAUUCUUCCAGGCAGCUUUUGCAGUUUUGCAGCAUCUUCUCCAGUGCUUGUAACUCAGUACGCAUUGCAUAAUUCCAUUGAUGGAGUUGGUGAUUCGUCUAUGAUGAUAAUACCGUCAGUUGAACAGUACACAAAUAACUUUGUUUUCGAAUCUUUUUCGAAUUUUUCAUCCAAUUUCAUCAACAUGUAUGUUACGUCUGAGUUUUAUCAGCCUGAGCAAAUUUUCAUCGAUGGCUCUUCCGUCGCUGAUUGGACGCAGGUGGCCUGUCCUAAUGACAAUACAGUUUGUGGCUAUAUAUCAAGAAUGAAUGUGAAUGCUGGAACACAUUCUCUCUACCACCAAAACAGUUCUGCACGUUUGGGACUGUCAGUGUAUGGAUUUGCACACCAUAAUGCUUAUGCUUACCCUGGAGGUAUGAGACUGUCCCCCAUACAGUGUGACUGUGAACCUGGGAUAUUUUGCUUGAAUAAUAACGGACAAUUUGACUGUGGCUGUGCAGAGGGUUUCCAAGGCAAUGGAUUGAAUUGUACAGAUGUGACUCCAAAUAUAUCCUUGCUACUGGACAAUGUGCUGAGUCAGCACGGUGUGAGAGAGUUGGAGAGUGGUAUAUACAGUGUUGGAUACGGGCAUACGUUUGGUGUGACCUGCCAGACUAACAACUUUGCUAGAGCGGAGUGGAGACUACGGAGAGACAUGAGCUUAGUUGAGGAGGAGAGAACAAUUGAAACGGGAAACAGCUCUGGACUGUUGUACACUUAUCGCGAGUCCGAAUCAAGGGUGGUGCUUCGAACUGCAAUCUUUAACACUUUUACAGUUUCCCUAAAUUUUGGACUACAAGAUCCUGAGAUAGGAGCUCAUCAUCGCUACAUUUGUGUGGCUAACAAUUCUGGUCUUACUGAGAGUCGCAGUGUGGAGAUAGUUCCAACAGUGUGGUCCAAUAGCGAGCCAAGUUAUGUCAGGUUCACCUUUGACCCCAGUACAACCUCAGUCUUCUUGUUUGCUGGUAUUUUCAGCUAUAAAAUUGUAGAUGUUUUAGUUGUCAACAAUUCUGAAUAUAACGAAACACCAACAGUGCAGUGUCAGCUAUUGUCAGCCCAACUUAGAAGAGAAGUUGAUGUUACCAAUGGCAACAAGAGAUGGGAUUGCGUUGUAGGUCUACCAGCGAGUCAAAGUUUAGACCUCUCUGUGAUUGCCCCAGCCCUUCUCGAGUUUAAUAUAAUAGCAGAGAGCAGCAUCAAUAUUUCUGCGGUAGGAUUCUGUGACUACGAGCUUAAUGCUGACUCAGCACACGGCAUUUACAACUGGAGCGAAACUGAAGUAGGAGACGUAGUCAAUCUAUCGUGUUUCUAUGAUAAUCAGGAUGAAACCACCAAUAGCAACACUGCCGGAGUGUCUAGAUUAUGCCUUGGGCAUCGAAACUGGUCGGAAAUUGACAUUGGGGAAUGUAUUUCAUUUGUUGUUUUUGGAUUUCAACAAGUUAGCAUUGCGGCCUCCACAGUCACAGAGGACAAUGCAGGUCUGAUCAUACCAGAGCUAGCCAGACUAACUGUAGCCGCUGUAGACACGACCGACCAAUCAGAAGGCAAUCUGGGUGUCAUAGCAACCGUAUUCGAGAGCACGGCAGAACUGGUGGAGGGAGGGAGAGGAAACUUUUCACUGAAUGAGAAUAUAAUCACUAAUAUAACUACAAUCGUCAGUACAAUCUCCGAGUGGCCGUCCGAUCGGAUUAGAGAUGAAUCGUCUGGGGUGGUCCUCUCAUACGACAGACUGGCAGAAAGUCUUGUCACACAAGAGAGCUUCUUCAAUAUUACAAUCAUUACUCCGAAUGUGAUCUUUAGUGGACUGCAGACACUGGCUGUGAGUUUGUCCCAAGAUGGCUACAACUUCAAUCUCUACAGCAUUCUAGGAGAAGGGGACCUCUUUGCUGACAACCUCACACCACAGCAAGCUCAACAGAUAUCCGUAUUUUUACCUGGAGAAGUAUUCAGCAACUUUGUCUUCGGCACGGCUACUGGCCUGGCAUUCACCGUGUACCCGAACUCUGCCCUUUUCCCAUUAGACGAAAACUUACAAAACAGCAGUGUUGUUGUUGGAACCCCAGUACUAGGUGUGAUUGUGAGCGGGGCUGCGGAGGUUAUAAAUCUACAGGAACCAGUUGUGAUCACGCUGCCCAUCACUGUGGAUAGUAAUGAGACAUUCACAGAGAGCAACUUCCCUCGAUGUGUGUUUUGGAACUUCACUGCAGGUCCCCUUGGUAACUGGAGCGACUCUGGCUGUCGACUGAGAAGCUUUGACACCCCCAACCAAACUGUGACUUGUGAAUGUGAUCAUCUUACUAACUUUGCCAUUCUCCUGGACAUAGAGGCACGACUUAGCUCCCCAGAGUUCAGUCUGCCAUUGGAAGUUAUCUCUUAUAUAGGAUCUGUCCUCUCCAUCACUGGGCUAUUACUCACACUCCUCACACUACUGGGAUCAGUGAAACUACGAUCACUGGAUGCCACAAAGUUCCAAGUCCAGUUCUGCAUCUCACUGCUCUGUAUGCUAGUGGUGUAUCUGAUUGGAGUGACUAGGAACGAGAACGAGAUUGUGUGCACACUCAUGUCUGCCUUGCUGCAAUACUUCGUGCUCUCUAGUAUGUUGUGGAUGGUGGCACAAGGUGUGCUCAUGUUCAGGAAACUGGUUCUUGUGUUUGGGAUCAUCUCAAAGAAGUUCCUUGUCAUUGUUUCUCUCCUGUGCUGGUUACUGCCACUGCUGUGUGUGGGAGCGGCUCUCAGUACCAUAGCAACUGGCACCAACACAAUCAUCUUUAGGAAUGAGAAUGAGGACAUAACAAUAUGUUCCAUCAGUGACCUUUAUGUUCUUCUGGGUACACUACUAGUUCCCGUGAUUCUAAUGCUACUCAUCAAUGCGUUCGUAUUUGUUGCUGUACUGAUUGUCCUCAUCCGAAAGAUAAUAACAGACAAAGAAAGAAAUGGAGCCAAUUUUAAACUUGUUCUCGGGAUUUUCAGUAUUAGCAUUGUUCUUGGCUUAGCUUGGAUAUUCAGUGCUUUUAUAAUUAACGACGCUGCCGUCUAUUUCAGAUAUUUGUUUGUCAUUUGCAACACUUUUCAAGGUUUCAUUUUCUUUAUUUUUAUUGUGAUCAUUGGUACAGAAGGAAGAGGAUUCUGGACAAGUUUGUGUAGACGAAACAUCAAGAGAGUCAAAAAUAGUUUCCGCACUAACAGUACAAGUUUGGAAUCUUCACUGAAGAUGUUUUCGAAUCAAUUCCAGAGUGAGCACAAGAAAUCUGAUUUAGUGAAUGGAGUGACGACAGAAGAAUGGAGUGGAGCCGUAGCGUCUGGUAAUAGUCGGAUAAUGAAUGUGGUGCCGUGUGGAAUUGAAAAUGAAGGAUUUGAGAUGAAGAAUGAGGGGACAUGACAGGACAUUGACGAGACCAUAUAAAAAUCUUAUAGUGUGUUACUACUGUAUCUGUUUUGUUAUGAGCUGCCUCAAUUCACAAUAAAAAACUCAGCGUUUAUUAAAA
Molecule: messenger RNA, 4608 nt
Organism: Halichondria panicea
Lineage: Eukaryota; Metazoa; Porifera; Demospongiae; Suberitida; Halichondriidae
Exons: 18
Coding region: 186-4502 (1438 amino acids)
Biological process (GO): G protein-coupled receptor signaling pathway; cell surface receptor signaling pathway
Cellular component (GO): membrane
Molecular function (GO): G protein-coupled receptor activity
Source: RefSeq, a predicted model, not a curated record